GUAGUUCACGGUCAUCACCGGAGAUCUUCUCAGAAGUUUGGAGUCGGAAAGGGAGGGGUGAGGAAACCGAGUGGUCUUUGUCAGUGUAGUCUCGUUGUUGUGUUUUUACAAGAAUUGUCAACAAAGACAGUAAGGUUAUUUUACACAACAAUAGAGACCAUUUCGUUGGCUACAGUUUUUCUAACCAUAUGCGAUAUUUAUUUUCUCUAAAACGGCAAAAAGUGUAUCCUGUUUAAAUAUUGAUGGGAAGCUUCUCAACGUUCGUCAACAAUGGCCAUCAACACAGACGUCGCCUAUGAAAAAGACAUGCUAGGGGAGAGUGAGAGCGGAACUCCUCAUCAUGCGGUCUACAAAGAUACACAGAAACUUCUGGGUGUGUCAGCCUCGGAGGAGAGUGAAGGACACUCUUUGAAACCUUUGGAUUCACUUUCUCUCAGUAUACGAGGCAGUGUGAGGUCACUGAAUGCUGAACAAAACGGACGCAGAUCACCUAUGAAGUCCGGAUCUAUUGGAAACAUAGCGGUCCCGUCCCCUUCUCCGUCUCGGCUCAGCUUUAGUCGCGCAUCAUCUCCCGGUCCUCAGGCACCCGCUCCGCCUAAUUAUCUUUGGCUCGCAUUGCUAUCCUGCUUUUGUCCUAGUUUCCCAUUAAAUUUGUUCGCGCUUUAUUAUUCACACACGUCACGGUCACUGCAGCAGGUUGGGGAUGAUGAUGGUGCAAGACGGUUGGGAAAACUUGCACGACUUCUGAGCAUCAUUGCCAUCCUUGUCGGUGUAGCUGUUCUCCUCUAUAUCAUAAUUGGAGAGGCAAAUGGCAUAUUUUGAAUUGAACAACAAUGUGAGCAAAUGUGUCCAAAGAAAUGGGUGGAGGAUAAAGAUAAUUAUGCUUUUGCUUUGUUUAAUUAUAUUGAAGAAAUUUCGCCAAGAAAAGGGCGAGUUAUGUCUACAAGGGUUAUGUUGAUUCCCCAAACAAGACCAGGCCAAGCCACAGGGUAUACAUCAUCAUUCAAAAAGUUGUGUUCGAAAUGUUCACUCGUUCACUACUUAAUCAGCCAUAUAGCAAGCACUAGUGAGUGAGUUAGUGAACGAGAGAACAUUUCAAACACAGCUAUAGAUACACACCUCUGUAGCAAAGCUACACAAGCACCCGAAUGGUGUGCAAGAUGCUGAUAACUUUGACUACAGAGUUUCAACCAAAGAUGGAUACAAAGAGGAUGUUUAAAGCUAGUGUGUUUUCUAUUUUUUAUAUGUCAAUAGGUGUGUCUCUCUCUAUAUGUAUGUGUGUGUGUGUGUGUG
Alosa sapidissima (American shad) is the source of this 1293-nucleotide messenger RNA. It is a transcript of the gene trarg1b, whose product is annotated as trafficking regulator of GLUT4 (SLC2A4) 1b. NCBI's taxonomy places the organism in Eukaryota, Metazoa, Chordata, Actinopteri, Clupeiformes, Clupeidae. Gene Ontology annotation, cellular component: membrane. The transcript is spliced from 4 exons. Bases 271 to 822 code for a protein of 183 amino acids. The record is from RefSeq and is a predicted model, not a curated record.